Messenger RNA from Cygnus atratus (black swan), 2051 nucleotides. It is a transcript of the gene DNAJC21, whose product is annotated as DnaJ heat shock protein family (Hsp40) member C21. Gene Ontology annotation, cellular component: cytoplasm. Bases 100 to 1713 code for a protein of 537 amino acids. NCBI's taxonomy places the organism in Eukaryota, Metazoa, Chordata, Aves, Anseriformes, Anatidae. The record is from RefSeq and is a predicted model, not a curated record. Gene Ontology annotation, molecular function: nucleic acid binding; zinc ion binding. The transcript is spliced from 12 exons.
UCCUCCUCCUCCACCUCCUCCCGCCGCCGCUCCGCCCGCGCUGCCGGCCGGCCGGCGCUCCCCGCAGCCGUCCCCUUUGCGCCCCGCGUCCCCUCCGCCAUGCGGUGCCACUACGAGGUGCUGGGCGUCCGGCGCGACGCCGCCGAGGAGGAGCUGAAGCGGGCGUACCGGCGGCUGGCGCUGCGAUGGCACCCGGAUAAAAACCUAGAGAACGCCGAGGAAGCCGCAGAACAGUUCAAGUUAAUCCAGGCGGCGUAUGAUGUUCUCAGUGACCCGCAGGAGAGAGCCUGGUACGAUAAUCACAGGGAGGCCCUCCUGAAAGGAGGGGUUGAUGGAGACUAUCAAGAUGAUAGUUUGGAUCUGCUGCGCUACUUCACUGUCAGCUGUUACUCUGGAUACGGAGAUGAUGAAAAGGGAUUCUUUACAGUCUAUCGACAAGUUUUUGAACAGAUUGCAAAAGAAGAGAUGGAGUAUAUGACUCAGGAAGAUAUUGAAGAAUUCCCGACAUUUGGAUAUUCCCAAAGUGACUAUGAUACGGUAGUCCACCCUUUCUAUGCAUAUUGGCAGAGUUUCUGUACUCAUAAAAACUUUGCAUGGAAAGAAGAAUAUGACAUACGACAAGCAUCAAAUCGCUGGGAGAAACGAGCUAUGGAAAAAGAGAACAAGAAAACUAGAGAUAAAGCAAGGAAAGAGAGGAAUGAACUGGUCCGUCAGCUGGUAGCCUUUAUUCGUAAAAGGGAUAAAAGAGUACAGGCUCAUAGAAAACUUGUAGAAGAACAGAAUGCAGAAAAACUUAGGAAAGCAGAGGAAUUUCGGAGGCAGCAGAAACUCAAACAAGCCAAGCUUGCUGAGCAGUAUAAAGAGCAGAGCUGGAUAACUAUGUCAGAUCUGGAGAGGGAAUUGCAAGAGAUGGAGGCACAAUACGAAAAGGAAUUUGGAGAUGGAUCAGAUGAUGAAGAUGAACUAGAAGAACAAGAGACAAAAGAAGGCAUUGAAGACAAACUGAGUGACGAGGCUGAAGAAGGAGAAUUUGCUGAUGAUCUCUACUGCCCUGCUUGUGACAAAUUGUUCAAAACUGAGAAGGCCAUGAAGAACCAUGAAAAAUCAAAGAAACAUCGAGAGAUGGUAGCACUGUUACGACAGCAACUGGAAGAAGAAGAAGGGAAAUUUCCUGCAUCUUUGGAUGAUGCAAAUGGAAUAGAUACUAAAGAGGAUGAAGAAACAGAAGAGAUGCCCAAACAAAAGCUCUCCAAGAAGCAGAAGAAGAAACAGAAAACAAUGAUGACUUACGAGGACUCUUUUGAUAAAAGUGCUGAUGAGGAAACAGCUGAGCAAAAGGAGGUGCCAUGUGUGGACAAGGACAGUGGUUCAGCAGAGGAGUUGGUAAAUGAUGGCCAAAGAUGUGCUGUGUCAGAGGAAACAAGUGCUACAGAAGAUAGCCAAGUAAAUGAAGCACAAAGUGAAGUGAAAAGCAGUGCUAAGCCUAAAGGUAAAAAAGCCAAGGAUGCAAAAAAGUCUGCCAAGGCAUCUUCAGAGCACCCAACAACGAAUGAAGUUCCCAUUCACUGUGUAACCUGCAACUGUGCAUUUCCAUCCCGAAAUAAACUGUUUGAACAUCUGAAAUUGACAGGACAUGCAAAAGCAACACAAGCACCAGCUGUAAAUGGAGCUGUACACACCAGAAGCAAAAAAGAGAAACGUAAAAACAGAUAGAACUUAGAUACAGUGACAGUCUCCGGGAUCAUACAUGAAAAAUCUCCCAAAAUGGAGAGGUAUGCAUUGGCUAUAUUUUGAGGUAAACAGAGCACACAACUCCAACUUUUGGAGGAGGAAGGAAAAAAAUGUAACAAAAGGAACGUUACCUUGUGAAGCAACCUGUGCUUUUGUUUGUUUUUACCAGCCUUUACUGACUGAAUUUGGCCUACCCUUCCAGCAGCUUUCAUGUUGAAGGGGAAAAAAUAGUGAUUCAAAGCUAGUUGCCUUGCAUUCUUGUUGAAACUUGCAUGGAUGCAACCUAUGCAGAGGAAAUAAAUUAUUUUAACACGUUGCUA